This is a messenger RNA of Macaca mulatta (Rhesus monkey), 2523 nucleotides long. NCBI's taxonomy places the organism in Eukaryota, Metazoa, Chordata, Mammalia, Primates, Cercopithecidae. The record is from RefSeq and is a predicted model, not a curated record.
GGAAGGGUGGAUGCUCUCAGCUGGGUGGCGGGAAGAUUUUACUCCCGAGCAGAAGAAAGAUCGGCUCGAGGCCUGGGUGCUUUGAAGUCGGAGAUCCGAGAGUUGGAGAUCGGAGAGUCGGACACAGGAGAGUCGGACACUGGAGAGUCAGACACCGGAGAGUCAGACUGGGCUCCUCAGUGGGGAGAGGCUCUGGGAUAACUACUGUUACAGCUUUGAAGGGUCAAGGGUGUGCGUUUCUUGUUUCAUUCUUCCCUUUCCUGCUGGAGGGCGAGGCCGGUCUGUAGCGGGUCACUUCCUUUCGCCCACACAUUGGCGGAGGAGAAACCGGAACGUUAAUCACUGCUCUGCUCCGAGAACUCGGGCCUUUAGGGGCACGUUCGCCUGCUGACCGGUCUUUUGAUCUCCCCACUCUUUUCCAUGCAGGAGCCUUGGCCACCGAAGCCUGUUUAUUAGCAGCUGCCAUUUGUUGAAAGAAAUUUGGAUUAUUUUAGAAACAAAUUUGGAAAGAAAAAGAAUGGCGUCCGUUUCAGCUCUGACUGAGGAACUGGAUUCUAUAACCAGCGAGCUACAUGCAGUAGAAAUUCAAAUUCAAGAACUAACGGAAAGGCAACAAGAGCUUAUUCAGAAAAAAAAAGUCCUAACCAAGAAAAUAAAGCAGUGUUUGGAGGAUUCUGAUGCCGGGGCAAGCAACGAACAUGAUUCUUCACCUGCCGCUUGGAAUAAAGAAGAUUUUCCAUGGUCUGGUAAAGUUAAAGAUGUUCUGCAAAACGUCUUUAAGCUGCAGAAGUUCAGACCACUUCAGCUUGAAACUAUUAACGUAACAAUGGCUGGAAAGGAGGUAUUUCUUGUUAUGCCUACAGGAGGUGGAAAGAGCUUAUGUUACCAGUUACCAGCAUUAUGUUCAGAUGGUUUUACACUCGUCAUUUGCCCAUUGAUCUCUCUUAUGGAAGACCAAUUAAUGGUUUUAAAACAAUUAGGAAUUUCAGCAACCAUGUUAAAUGCUUCAAGUUCUAAGGAGCAUGUUAAAUGGGUUCAUGCUGAAAUGGUAAAUAAAAACUCCGAGUUAAAGCUGAUUUAUGUGACUCCAGAGAAAAUUGCAAAAAGCAAAAUGUUUAUGUCAAGACUAGAGAAAGCCUAUGAAGCAAGGAGAUUCACUCGAAUUGCUGUGGAUGAAGUUCACUGCUGUAGUCAGUGGGGACAUGAUUUCAGACCUGAUUAUAAGGCGCUUGGUAUCUUAAAGCGGCAGUUCCCUAACGCAUCACUAAUUGGGCUGACUGCGACUGCAACCAAUCACGUUUUGACGGAUGCUCAGAAAAUUUUGUGCGUUGAAAAGUGUUUUACUUUUACAGCUUCUUUUAAUAGGUCAAAUCUAUAUUAUGAGGUUCGGCAGAAGCCCUCAAACACUGAAGAUUUUAUUGAGGAUAUUGUAAAGCUCAUUAAUGGGAGAUACAAAGGGCAAUCAGGAAUCAUAUAUUGUUUUUCUCAGAAAGACUCUGAACAAGUUACGGUUAGUUUGCAGAAUCUGGGAAUUCAUGCAGGUGCUUACCAUGCCAAUUUGGAGCCAGAAGAUAAGACCACAGUUCAUAGAAAAUGGUCAGCCAAUGAAAUUCAGGUAGUAGUGGCAACUGUUGCAUUUGGUAUGGGAAUUGAUAAGCCAGAUGUGAGGUUUGUCAUCCAUCAUUCAAUGAGUAAAUCCAUGGAAAAUUAUUACCAAGAGAGUGGACGUGCAGGUCGAGAUGACAUGAAAGCAGACUGUAUUUUGUACUAUGGCUUUGGAGAUAUAUUCAGAAUAAGUUCAAUGGUGGUGAUGGAAAAUGUGGGACAGCAGAAGCUUUAUGAGAUGGUAUCAUACUGUCAAAACAUAAGCAAAUGUCGUCGUGUGUUGAUGGCUCAACAUUUUGAUGAAGUAUGGAACUCAGAAGCAUGUAACAAAAUGUGUGAUAACUGCUGUAAAGACAGUGCAUUUGAAAGAAAGAAUAUAACAGAGUACUGCAGAGAUCUAAUCAAGAUCCUGAAGCAGGCAGAGGAACUGAAUGAAAAACUCACUCCAUUGAAACUGAUUGAUUCUUGGAUGGGAAAGGGUGCAGCAAAACUGAGAGUAGCAGGUGUUGUGGCUCCCACACUUCCUCGUGAAGACCUGGAGAAGAUUAUUGCACACUUUCUAAUACAGCAGUAUCUUAAAGAAGACUACAGUUUUACAGCUUAUGCUACCAUUUCAUAUUUGAAAAUAGGACCUAAAGCUAAUCUUCUGAACAAUGACGCACAUGCUAUUACUAUGCAAGUGACAAAGUCCACGCAGAACUCUUUCAGGGCUGAAUCAUCUCAAACUUGUCAUUCUGAACAAGGUGAUAAAAAGAUGGAGGAAAAAAAUUCAGGCAACUUCCAGAAGAAGGCUGCAAACAUGCUUCAGCAAUCUGGUUCUAAGAAUACAGGAGCUAAGAAAAGAAAAAUUGAUGAUGCCUGAAAUGAACGUUACUAAAUUUUCUAAUUAAAGAUGGUUUAUGCAUGUAUAUGCCAUUA